AUGAACAAUCCUCGAAUUCGUCUCGAUCUUCUGCAUUCCGAUAUUCUCUCGCGGAUUGUGAGAUUUCUCCAGCCUGGGGAUAUUGAAGAAUUAUCCUGCGUCAACAAGCGGCUCAGGGACGCGUCAAUACCUGUGCUCUUUCGCGCUGUCAGAUUUGAGUUUUCAAAAUCCAGCUUAAAUGGACUGAAGCGACUUUCAGAUUCUAAUAUACGGCAACAUGUCGUGUCAUUGACAUACGUUGCUCCAGAAAUCUUGAAACCUGAUUCAGAGUGUUACAGUUCUGAGCUUUUAACGCCUGGUGAUUACGAGGACUGGAUAUACGAGGGCCGUGGCUUUUUGCCUGACGAUUGCCCAUCAUACAUGCUAGUACACGAUGUUUUGCGCGACAUCUGUGAAGAGCAGAAAGAUAUCAUAAAUGACGACCUCGACAGGACUGCCCUAUUCUCCGUGUUUACAAGAUUGCCAAAAUUGGAAACUAUGGCUCUGUGUUUCUGUCCGACGAUAGAAGAGGAAGAAUGGGUAGGGUCUGUCUUGGCCCGGGGCUUGACAAUGGAGGAAUCCUGUGAAUAUCAUUCAAAAGUGAUUCGCAAUGCUAUCCAGGUCGCGCGGGAGGCUACAUCUACUGAGAGUACGGUUCAAGUUCGUCUCAUGGAACAGCCUGCUUAG
Molecule: messenger RNA, 666 nt
Organism: Penicillium subrubescens
Lineage: Eukaryota; Fungi; Ascomycota; Eurotiomycetes; Eurotiales; Aspergillaceae
Exons: 2
Coding region: 1-666 (221 amino acids)
Molecular function (GO): protein binding
Source: RefSeq, a predicted model, not a curated record